AUGGUUAAUGAACAGAGCGGCGUUCUUUCGGGAGUUAAUCCCAUGACUGUUAAUACAGCUGACCCUCUAACACUCACUAUAGUACAGGUAAAGCGUCCCAAAAUUUUUUACGGGAUAAACCGGAAUUCAUCCGGGGAAUCCUCGUUUUGUUUACAUUUACGUUCGCGCGAAGUCGUUAUAAUAGUAGUUUUUACUCGCCUCCUCCAUCUUGGUCUUAAACAUAUUCGACAACCACGAGUCAUAUCUGAAGUGCUAGGUGGAAUUAUCCUUGGUCCUACUAUAAUGGGCCAUAUUCCGGGAUACAUAAAUACCGUCUUUCCAAGCAGCUCCCUUACUUACCUUAACCUUCUUGCUAAUUUUGGCCUGGUCCUAUACUUAUUCCUAGUUGGUUUAGAAUUGAAUCCAACAAUGAUAAAAAAUAGUAUAAAAUCUGUUGCUUUAAUCUCUGCAUCUGGUAUUUUAUUGCCUUUUGCUCUGGGUGUAGGCGUCGCAUAUGGUCUUUAUGAUUCAAUGGAUAAUCAUCAUGUUGGUGACCAGCAAGUUCCAUUUACAAGUUUUUUGUUGUUCAUCUGUGUUGCCAUGGCUAUUACGGCCUUCCCGGUUCUCGCGCGUAUAUUAUCGGAGCUGAAACUUAUGGGUACUUCUGUGGGUAAUCGUGCGCUAUCCUCUGCUGUUGGUGACGAUAUUACCGCUUGGAUUUUACUGGCAUUAGUCAUUGCGAUAAUUAAUGCCACAAACUAUCUCACAGCUCUUUAUUCUUUCUUACUCUGCGUUGCUUGGACUUUAAUUGUUGGAUUUGUUAUUCGCCCUAUAUUGCUAAGAUCCAUUGUUAUAACCGAUUCAAAUAAACCUUCUCCAUCAACAUUAAUGAUUGCCAUUACUUUAUCAGUUGUUUUAAUAUCUGCAUUUGUUACAAAUAUUAUUGGAAUUCAUUACAUUUUUGGUGGUUUCAUCGUUGGGGUAAUCCUUCCUCAUGAAGGAGGUUUCACAGUGGGACUUACUGAAAAAAUUGAAGAUAUAAUUACUGUCCUAUUCUUGCCUAUAUAUUUUACAUUAUCUGGAUUGAAAACCAAUAUUAGUGACUUGGGUGCUGUAGGAUGGGGUUGGGCAAUCUUGGUCAUCAUCGUUGCUAUGGUUGGAAAAGUAACUGGUUGUACCAUUGCCGCUAAAUUAACAGGUUCAAAUCGUAGAGAAGCUUUAACAAUUGGUGUUUUUAUGAGCUGUAAAGGUCUUGUAGAAUUAAUUAUUCUCAACCUUGGCUAUGAUGCAAAAAUCAUAAAUGGUAGAGUUUUCUCGAUCAUGGUCAUCAUGGCCUUGGUAACAACAUUUGUCACAACUCCACUUGCUACUUAUUUGUAUCCUGUUCAGUACCAAAGAAAAAUGGAACGUGAACGGUCUAAAAAGGAUCUUGAAUCAGCAAAUGAUACAAAUGAUCUCAAGUUAUUGGCUGUAUUAGACAAAGUUGAAAAUCUCCCAGCUAUGAUAACUUUUGUCCAACUUUUACAGCAUAAUAAUACUUCUGCCAAAUCUGGUUUACAAAAUUCCGAUCGUGAUACCGGUUCAGACAUAACUCAAAUCAAUAAACCAAUGAAUGUUCAUGUUUUACGUCUUGUUGAGCUUACGCAGCGUAUGUCAGCGGUGAUGAAAUUUAAUGAAAUUUCAGAAACUAUUUUACAUGAUCCAAUCAUGAAUAUGUUUUCUGCACUUAGUCAAGUUAGUUCAGUAAAAGUCGAACCCAAAUUAUCCGUUGCUGCUCCAAAAGAUUUUUGUCGAGAAAUUAUUGAAAAGAUACAAGAUGCAGACAUUAAUUUAGUAAUAAUUCCAUGGGGUGGUGCCGGUGAGAUUGAAGAUGCGCCAAUUGAAAAUAGAGAUCAUGCACCACGCGAGAAGAAAAACACAAGUCCGCAGGUUUCAACUUUUAUUCAGAAUGUUUUCAGUGAAGCAGCAAUUUAUUCAAGCGUGGCAGUGUUUGUUGAUCGUGGUUUUGGUAGCACUGACAACACACAUACACUUCCUAAUCCUAUGGGUUAUCUUCAUAUUUUUGUACCUUUCUUUGGUGGUGCUGAUGAUCGUGAGGCACUUACUUUUGUUUUUAGAUUACUUGAAUAUCCAAAUGUCAACGUAACUGUAGUUAGAAUAAUAAAAUCAGAAAAACCUACUGAUAACGAUGUCACAUUAAUAAAACCUGAGCUGCAAUCUGAGAUUAACAAUAUAGAUGACGUAAAGGAUCGACCAAUUUCGACUAUUUCUAUUAGCGAAGCUGUUGCACGUCAAGAAAACGAAGAUGAUGAAUCCUUUUUAGAAAUGCACUUAAAAUCAAAAUCUGGAUAUCCUGCGAGAAAUGCACGUAUAAAUUAUAAAGAAGUUCCUUCUUAUACACCAAUACAAACUGCUGUUGACCGCGCAAAAGAAGUUGUCAAUAGAAAAGAUUUAGUUGUUGUAGGACGUAGUCGUCAUUCACAUCUGAAUGAACCUCAUCACCAUUAUGAAUUUAAAGAAUUAAUUAAGAAUUUAGGAUAUUAUGGCAACGAGACACAUAAAUCUUUAGGCUACGUUUCUGAAGCAUUUUUAGUUGGGGGUGUUAUGGCAAGUCUUUUGGUGCUACAGGCAAAGCAAACUAAAAAUAAAAGGAAACGAGUUGGGUUUUUAACAAUAACGAGACAUGUUUAUCUUUUUGGAAUCGGUGAUUUAGCCAUUGAUUCAAUACUAUUACUGAGUAGUUUUCUUCUCAACCAACAACAUAAGCAGCUAUGA
Messenger RNA from Cetraspora pellucida, 2754 nucleotides. Lineage: Eukaryota; Fungi; Glomeromycota; Glomeromycetes; Diversisporales; Gigasporaceae. The record is from the annotation of a GenBank genome assembly.